AAUAUUUGGAAGACGACAAAACGAUAUUGCCAUAUUUGCAAAUGAUUAAGGACUCCGGUUGGGUCUGAAACUAGUCGGGCGAUUUCGAUAAAUUCGUGUUGAUGAAAACUUUUGCACCAACAUUAGACAGCAUUAGACUAUGAUUAAUUAUCAAAUAGUUGCAAAAAAUAAUAAUAUAGCGAGUACGUUAGCAUAUUUCUUUGAUUGGAAUUGUAUUAACACACUGGAAGCCAUACUUAAAAUAUUUGUAAAAGUUUAUAAAAGUAAAUAAGACUUCGCCUUAACAAAUUCUAUUUAUUUAUAUACUUUAGAGAAUAAUGCAAUAAUGUCAUUCGAUUCCAAACUACACUUGUGUGCAUUUCUCUAUCAAACUCAAAACUAAAUUAAAAAUCAUUUCCGAAAGUAUUUUUUAAUUUAGAAGUGAUUCUUGUGCGUUGUGUUUAAUUUUAAAACCGAAUUUUAAGAUUAGAUUACGUUGAAGUGACAAUUAGUUUUCUCAAAUUGAUAUUUGAUUUUUUUUUUGGCCGGAAGAAGGAGUUUUUAAGUUUGUAAUUGAUUGAUAAGAAUCAUGGGUUUCCUUGAGGAACGAGAUUUGUCCGACGUGCCAACUAUCCCUGACUUUUACAAGGGGAAAACUAUUUUCAUCACGGGAGGAUCUGGGUUCAUCGGGAAGGUCCUGAUUGAGAAGCUCCUCUACUCCUGCUCGGAGCUGGACAGGAUCUACCUCCUCAUGAGGAACAAGAAGGGAGUGAAGGCGGAAGACAGGCUCGCUCAGCUGUAUGCGACUCCUUGCUUCGAAAGACUUCAAAAGGAGAGACCAGGAGUGUUUGAAUCCAAGGUUUUUAUAGUGUCUGGAGAUGUGCUGACUCCCGGUUUAGGUUUAUCUCAAGAAGACCGCGCUCUUCUGGUGAACAGAGUGAACAUCAUCUUCCACGUAGCAGCCAGCGUUAGAUUCGAUGACACCCUGAAGUUUGCUGCUCAAAUGAACCUACGAGGGACCAUGGAGAUAAUUGAACUGGCUAAAGAUGUCAGGGAGCUUUCUUCUCUAGUCCACGUUUCAACAUCGUACGCCAACACGAACAGGGACCCCAUUGAAGAGGUGCUGUACCCCCCACUGGCCGACUGGAGAGAGACCCUGGAAGUAUGCGAGACUGCUGAUGAGCAUUCAUUAAGGGUUCUGACUCCCAAGUACCUUGGGGAGCUGCCCAACACCUAUACAUUCUCGAAGCAGUUAGCUGAACAUGUGGUCUGUGAGCACAAAGGACAACUUCCCAUUGUCAUCGUCAGACCUUCCAUUGUAAUAUCAAGCGCAGAAGAACCAAUACCAGGAUGGAUAGAAAACUUCAACGGACCAGUUGGUAUUUUCGUUGCAUGCGGCAAAGGUAUUAUGCGUACUAUCCAUACAAAACCAGAUAUCGUGUGUGAUUUCAUUCCCGUCGAUGUCUGCGCCAAGAACAUCAUAUCCUGUGCGUGGAUUAGGGGUACCAAGAAAUUGGAACCGACAGAUGAUGUAGAAAUAUACAACUGUUGUUCCGGAAAACUGAAUAAUAUUUUAAUGAACGAUCUCGUGGAGAUGUCGAAACACAUUGGCAAAGAGAUACCACUUAACAACAUGCUGUGGAACACAGGAGGCACCAUCACGAAGAACAAACAUUGGCAUUAUAUUAAGGUCCUGUUCCAACAUUUGCUACCUGCACUUCUAGUAGAUACUUUACUCUGGUUGUUUGGACAGAAACCUAUGUUAAUCAAAGUCCAACGACGCAUCUACAUAGCAAACCUAGCUCUCAGCUAUUAUACAACCCAGCAAUGGACGUUUGACAACACGAACUUCACGAAACUCCGAUCUGUGCUAAAGGAUGAUGAUAAAAGUCAAUUUUUUUAUGACAUAGAGGGUGUUGAUAUUAGGGGGUACUUUGUAAAAUGCUGUUUUGGCGGGAGAAAGUUUCUGUUGAAGGAAAAGGACGAGGAUUUGCCGCAAGCAAGAGUGCAUUGUAGAAGAAUGCAGAUCUUGGACAAAACGUUACAGUUCGCUUUCUACGGUUAUAUCACGUGGUACGUCUGCACAAAACUAAUGCCAUACAUCAAUAAUUAUUUCUUUUGAAAAUCAUCUAUAAAUUGAUGUAGAAAUAAUGUAUUUUAAUUAGUGCCUCACAAGUUACAUGUCCCCUCGCUAACGCUGACGAAUCACUCGAAUGUAUUGAACUGACAAGUCAAAGUCACGUCACUUGUC
Molecule: messenger RNA, 2230 nt
Organism: Trichoplusia ni (cabbage looper)
Lineage: Eukaryota; Metazoa; Arthropoda; Insecta; Lepidoptera; Noctuidae
Product: putative fatty acyl-CoA reductase CG5065
Exons: 14
Coding region: 569-2101 (510 amino acids)
Biological process (GO): long-chain fatty-acyl-CoA metabolic process
Cellular component (GO): peroxisome
Molecular function (GO): alcohol-forming very long-chain fatty acyl-CoA reductase (NADP+) activity
Source: RefSeq, a predicted model, not a curated record